AAAAAAUAAAUAUGGUUUUACGUCAUCACAUUGAAGGAUAUGAAAACUUUUUAAAAUUUAUUAAAAACUUUAAAUCUAAUGAAUCGGUUUACGUACUUUACAGUGGUAAAAAGCUUCCCGAUGGCAAAAGUUGGUGUCCAGACUGUGUUAAAGCGGAACCCUUCAUAGAAGAAGGAUUCAAAGCAGCUCCAGAUUCAUCACAUUUAGUUGAAGUUGAAGUUGGAGAUCGACCAUACUGGAAGGAUUUAAAUUGUCCAUUUCGUACAAACUCCACUACAAAAUUAAGAGUUUUGCCUACGUUAGCAAAAUGGAAUACACAAAAACGUCUGGAAGGUGAUGAAUGUUCAAAAGUAGAUCUCAUUGAAAUGUUACUUUCUGAUGAGGAUUAAUAAUUCAAUUUUAUAUGCUACAAUACUAAAGCUCAAAAUUAGCAAUUAUGUAAGUCUUUAAACA
Eufriesea mexicana is the source of this 453-nucleotide messenger RNA. Its product is annotated as thioredoxin domain-containing protein 17. Gene Ontology annotation, cellular component: cytosol. The transcript is spliced from 3 exons. Gene Ontology annotation, molecular function: protein-disulfide reductase [NAD(P)H] activity. Lineage: Eukaryota; Metazoa; Arthropoda; Insecta; Hymenoptera; Apidae. The record is from RefSeq and is a predicted model, not a curated record. The coding region runs from base 12 to 389 and encodes 125 amino acids.